Messenger RNA from Caenorhabditis briggsae, 297 nucleotides. It is a transcript of the gene Cbr-nlp-38, whose product is annotated as Protein CBR-NLP-38. The annotation marks the transcript as partial. Lineage: Eukaryota; Metazoa; Nematoda; Chromadorea; Rhabditida; Rhabditidae. The transcript is spliced from 3 exons. The record is from RefSeq and is a predicted model, not a curated record.
UUGUCAAUUCUGAUUUCUGUCUGCCUGUCUGCGUCUGCCGACGAGCGUAUGAUGGGCUGGAACAAGGCUCACGGCCUUUGGGGAAAACGAUCCGUUCAGGAAUCAGCGCAAGACAAACGAACGCCUCAAAACUGGAACAAACUGAACAGUUUGUGGGGAAAACGGUCGUCCGCAUCGUUUGACGACGACUAUUCAAUGGACAAUGGAGAAGAAGAUGUGGCUUUGGUUCUGAAAAGAGGCAGAAUUAAUCCGAGAUUCCUUGCUGGAAGAAUAUUUGCGAGAGUUUCAAAGUUGUAA